AUGCAGUCCCGCAAGAUAAUAUGCGAGAAACUCUCGACUGACUUCCGUAAAUGCACGGCCAUCAUCUCGUUCCAAGUACCGAAACUAAAACAGGAUGACGUGUUGAUACAGACCAGAUACUGUGGUAUCAAUGCAUCCGAUAUUAAUUAUACAAACGGCGCCUACUUACCAGGCGUUCAACCACCUUUUGACUGUGGUUUUGAGGCCUUAGGAAUUGUCCUGGAUAUUGGACCAGGUGUGACCAAGUUUAAAAAGGGUGACGCUGUGGCUUCCACCUCAUACGGUGCAUUUGCCGAGCAUCUGGUAGCCAAGGAACGUUUUCUGGUCAAGAUUCCUGCUGCAGUUCCAGAGGUGUUGCCAAUUAUCGUAUGCGGUCUCACAGCGUCAAUGGCACUCGAGUACGUGGGUCAAAUGACUCAUGGUGAAACUGUCCUGAUCACGGCAGCAGCUGGUGCCACGGGUCAAUUUGCUGUGCAGCUGGCCAAACUCGCAGGUAAUCACGUGAUUGGCACGUGCAGCUCAUCCGAUAAGGUCGAGUACCUUCGCUCUAUCGGGUGCGACCGUCCCAUUAAUUACCGUGAAGAGAAGGUGGAUAAUGUACUCAAGAAAGAGUAUCCAAGCGGCAUCAAUCUCGUCUUUGAGAGUGUUGGUGGAGAAAUGUUUGAGACGUGUGUCAACAACAUCGCACGCAAAGGCCGCAUUAUCGUCAUUGGAGCCAUUGCUGGUUACCAGGACUCGAGCACGUGGAAGCACAAGGCCAACAAGGCCACGACGCCGCUGCCGUCCAAGUUACUGGCCAAGUCCGCUUCUGUCCGUGGUUUUUUCUUCAAUGAUUACUUUCGCGAGACGCAGGCCCAUACGAAGAAACUCACGACGCUCGUGCAGCGUGGCGUACUGAACGCUGGCGUGGAUCCGACGAAAUUUUACGGACUGGAGGAUAUUCCCAACGCCAUCGACUACAUGUACGAGCGUAAGAACAUUGGCAAGAUCGUCGUGAAUUUGAACAAGGGCUCGUCCAAGCUCUAA
Messenger RNA from Peronospora farinosa, 1026 nucleotides. The record is from the annotation of a GenBank genome assembly. Lineage: Eukaryota; Oomycota; Peronosporomycetes; Peronosporales; Peronosporaceae.